AUGUCGGCCCUUUUUCACAAGUCGAGCGCAUAUGUGGUGUCCAACGUGGUUGAUCUGACGCAACCUUCGUUGUGGAUCGCUGUUGGAAGCAUCUGCUUUAACCCGCUCUACUGGAACAUUGUGGCACAGAACGAGUACCACAACAAGACGAUCACCAAGUUGCUCGGCGGACGACGCUACCUCGGAUGCUACCUGCUCGCCGUCUCCAUUUUUUCGCUUGGCAUUCUGCGUGACCAUCUGUACAACCUCGCACUCAAGGAUCAGCCGACGCAUGCCUUGUUGCAACAGGCGUGGGUCAAGCCUGUCGCUGCUCUGCUCUUUGCUUCGGGUAACAUCUUUGUGCUUUCGUCCAUGUGGGCGCUCGGUGUCACGGGCACCUACUUGGGUGACUACUUUGGUAUCCUUAUGGACAGCAUCGUCACGGGCUUUCCUUUCAACGUGAUGGCCAACCCCAUGUACUGGGGUAGCUCGAUGAGCUUCACCGCGGUUGCGCUGUGGUUUGGCAAACCUGCUGGACUGCUGCUCAGUGUCCUGGUGGUGAUCGUCUAUGCGCUCGCUCUGCGCUUCGAGGAACCGUUUACCGCCAACAUCUACAAGCAGGCCGAGAAGAAGAGGAGGGCUGAAGCCGAAAAGCAAGCGUUGAUCGAGAGUCAAGGUCCUGCCUCUGGCACGCGCAACCGAAGCAAAAGGACGCCAUCCAAGCCCAACGCCUAA
Mycosarcoma maydis (corn smut) is the source of this 714-nucleotide messenger RNA. Its product is annotated as putative methylene-fatty-acyl-phospholipid synthase. Gene Ontology annotation, biological process: phosphatidylcholine biosynthetic process. The coding region runs from base 1 to 714 and encodes 237 amino acids. The record is from RefSeq and is a predicted model, not a curated record. NCBI's taxonomy places the organism in Eukaryota, Fungi, Basidiomycota, Ustilaginomycetes, Ustilaginales. Gene Ontology annotation, molecular function: S-adenosylmethionine-dependent methyltransferase activity. The transcript has a single exon.